Messenger RNA from Pezoporus flaviventris, 4443 nucleotides. RefSeq names its product neurofascin (gene NFASC). The coding region runs from base 235 to 4305 and encodes 1356 amino acids. The transcript is spliced from 32 exons. Gene Ontology annotation, molecular function: cell-cell adhesion mediator activity. The record is from RefSeq and is a predicted model, not a curated record. NCBI's taxonomy places the organism in Eukaryota, Metazoa, Chordata, Aves, Psittaciformes, Psittacidae. Gene Ontology annotation, biological process: cell-cell adhesion; brain development.
CCUCACUCUCUGCUAGCUUCUGCCUUCCUCCCUGCCUCCUCCCGGGGCGCGCCCGCCCGCCCGGGAGCGCGCAGUGCGGCGCGGCCGCGCUCGGGAGCGCGCAGUGCGGCGCACGGAGCCCGGCUGCGGCGAGUCCCGGCGCUCCCGGAGCAGCUGAGGAUCCGUCCGUGCGUGCCGCUGCUCUGCUCCCCCUGCGGGACACGACUGAGGUCCUGAGGCUGCCCAGCGUCCAAAAUGGUCAUGCAAAGACACCACCUCACCUGCGCAGGAAUAGCAUUCGUUCUCUACCUUCAUCACCUCGUCAGCACCAUUGAAGUCCCUCUGGACUCAAAUAUUCAGAGUGAAUUGCCUCAACCUCCCACAAUCACCAAGCAGUCCGUGAAGGACUACAUCGUCGACCCAAGGGAUAACAUCUUCAUUGAAUGCGAAGCCAAAGGGAACCCUGUGCCCACCUUUUCCUGGACGCGGAACGGGAAGUUCUUCAACGUGGCGAAGGACCCCAAGGUGUCGAUGCGGCGGCGGUCGGGGACGCUGGUCAUUGACUUCCACAGCGGGGGCCGGCCGGAGGACUAUGAGGGCGAGUACCAGUGCUUUGCCCGGAAUGACUACGGCACUGCCCUCUCCAGCAAGAUCCACCUCCAGGUCUCUAAGUCUCCCCUGUGGCCCAAGGAGAAGGUGGAUGUGAUAGAGGUGGAUGAAGGUGCUCCGCUGAGCCUGCAGUGCAACCCGCCGCCGGGCCUGCCCUCUCCCGUCAUCUUCUGGAUGAGCAGCUCCAUGGAGCCCAUCCACCAGGACAAGCGUGUCUCCCAGGGCCAGAACGGGGACUUGUACUUCUCCAACGUGAUGCUGCAGGAUGCCCAGACCGACUACAGCUGCAACGCGCGCUUCCACUUCACCCACACCAUCCAGCAGAAAAACCCCUACACCCUCAAGGUGAAAACCAAGAAACCCCAUAACGAAACGUCCUUACGAAAUCACACUGCCAUGUACAGUGCCCGAGGGAUUACGGAGACGACCCCCAGCUUCAUGUAUCCCUAUGGAACCUCAAGCAGUCAGAUGGUGCUCAGAGGAGUGGACCUCUUGCUGGAGUGCAUCGCUUCAGGAGUACCAGCACCGGACAUCAUGUGGUACAAGAAAGGAGGAGAGCUCCCAGUCGGUAAAACCAAGCUGGAGAACUUCAACAAGGCUCUUCGUAUCUCCAAUGUCUCCGAGGAGGACUCCGGGGAGUAUUUCUGCUUGGCCUCCAACAAGAUGGGCAGCAUCCGCCACACGAUCUCGGUGAGAGUGAAGGCUGCUCCGUACUGGCUGGAUGAACCCCAAAACCUCAUCCUGGCCCCCGGUGAGGACGGCAGGCUGGUGUGCCGCGCCAACGGGAACCCCAAGCCGGCGAUCCAGUGGCUGGUGAACGGCGAGCCUAUAGAAGGUUCUCCCCCCAACCCGAGCCGAGAGGUGGCUGGAGACACCAUUGUAUUUCGGGAUACCCAGAUCGGCAGCAGUGCCGUGUACCAGUGCAAUGCAUCCAACGAGCAUGGCUACCUCCUUGCCAAUGCCUUUGUCAGUGUCCUGGAUGUGCCCCCACGGAUACUGGCCCCCCGCAAUCAGCUCAUCAAAGUGAUUCAAAACAACAGGACCCGACUUGACUGCCCCUUCUUUGGCUCACCCAUCCCCACCCUGAGAUGGUUUAAGAACGGCCAGGGGAACACGCUGGAUGGAGGAAACUACAAGGCACAUGAGAACGGGAGCUUGGAGAUGGAGAUGGCUCGGAAGGAGGACCAGGGCAUCUACACUUGCGUCGCUACCAAUAUCCUGGGCAAAGCAGAGGCCCAGGUUCGCCUGGAGGUUAAAGACCCAACGAGGAUCGUGAGAGGCCCCGAAGACCAAGUGGUGAAGAGGGGCUCCAUGCUGCACCUCCACUGCCGCGUAAAGCACGACCCCACGCUCAGGCUCGCCGUCACCUGGCUGAAGGACAACGCACCCCUGUACAUGGGGAACAGGAUGAAGAAAGAAGAUGAUGGUCUGACAAUAUAUGGUGUGGCUGAGAAGGACCAAGGGGAUUAUACCUGCGUAGCCAGCACGGAGCUGGACAAGGACUCGGCUAAAGCCUACCUCACUGUACUAGCCGUCCCCGCUAACCGUUUGAGAGACUUACCCAAAGAACGACCCGACCGGCCCCGGGACUUGGAGCUGUCGGACCUGGCCGAGAGGAGCGUGCGGCUGACGUGGAUUCCGGGUGACGACAACAACAGCCCCAUCACAGACUACAUCGUCCAGUUUGAGGAGGACCGGUUCCAGCCUGGCAUGUGGCACAACCACUCCCGGUACCCCGGCAGCGUCAACUCGGCCAUCCUCAGCCUCUCUCCUUACGUCAACUACCAGUUCCGGGUGAUAGCAGUGAACGAUGUGGGCAGCAGCCUGCCCAGCGUGCCCUCCGAGCGCUACCAGACCAACGGGGCACGUCCUGAAAUUAACCCAACAGGAGUCCAAGGUGCAGGGACCCAGAAGAACAACAUGGAGAUCACCUGGACGCCUCUGAAUGCAACCCAAGCUUACGGGCCCAACCUCAGGUACAUCGUGCGAUGGAGGCGAAGGGACCCCCGAGGGAGCUGGUACAAUGAGACGGUGAAGGCGCCCAGGCAUGUUGUCUGGAACACCCCCAUCUACGUACCCUAUGAGAUCAAGGUGCAGGCAGAGAAUGACUUUGGCAGAGCACCGGAGCCUGACACCUACAUCGGCUAUUCCGGAGAAGAUUAUCCCAAGGCUGCGCCUACGGAUGUUAGGAUAAGAGUUUUAAACAGCACUGCCGUUGCUCUGACCUGGACCCGAGUGCACCUGGACACCAUCCAGGGACAGCUCAAGGAGUACAGAGCCUAUUUCUGGAGAGACAGUAGUUUGCUGAAGAACCUGUGGGUCUCCAAAAAACGGCAGUAUGUGAGUUUUCCUGGAGACCGAAACCGGGGCAUAGUGUCCCGGCUGUUUCCUUACAGCAACUACAAGCUUGAGAUGGUUGUAACCAACGGGAGAGGAGAUGGGCCACGCAGUGAAGUUAAGGAGUUCCCCACACCAGAAGGAGUGCCCAGCUCCCCCCGGUAUUUAAGAAUCCGACAGCCAAACCUGGAAAUCAUCAAUCUGGAGUGGGAUCACCCAGAGCAUCCCAAUGGAGUCCUCACAGGAUACAGCCUUAGAUAUCAAGCCUUUAACGGAUCCAAAACAGGCCGAACCCUGGUAGAGAACUUCUCUCCCAACCAGACAAAGUUCACCGUGCAGAGGACAGACCCCAUCUCGCGCUAUCGCUUCUUCCUGCGCGCACGGACCCAGGUGGGAGAAGGAGAAACCCUGGUGGAGGAGUCCCCAGCCCUGCUGAAUGAAGCCACGCCAACCCCAGCUGCAACUGGGGUGCCUCCAACUACAGUCGAUCUAACCAGUACUACAACCACCCCAUCUACUACCACUACUACCGACACUACUACCACCACCACCGACACUACUACCACCACCACCGACACUACUACCACCACCACCACUACAGCCGCCACCAUCGCCGCAAGCACUACAGCAGCUACAGAGAGGGCUCCGGCAGCCACCACAAAGCAGGAGUUGGCCACCAAUGGAUCGUCCAUAUGGGACAUAAGAGCUAUGGCUAAUAGUAACUGGGCAAACAUCACCUGGAGCCACAAUUACUCUGCAGGAACUGACUUUGUGGUUAAGUAUAUCACCAGUAACAACACAGAGAAAUCUAUCCCUGUUAAAGCUCAGACCCCUUCCUCUGUGCAGCUGGCGAAUCUGACGCCGGGAAUGAUGUACAAGCUGUGGGUGUUCCCCAUAUGGUCUAGCCCCAGCGAGCACUCGUACAUAACCUUUACCACCAGCUCAGCUUACACCAAGAACCACGUGGACAUCGCCACGCAGGGCUGGUUCAUCGGGCUGAUGUGCGCCAUCGCUCUCCUGGUCCUCAUCCUGCUGAUCGUCUGCUUCAUUAAAAGGAGCAGAGGUGGGAAAUACCCGGUACGAGACAAUAAAGACGAGCACCUCAAUCCUGAAGACAAGAAUGUAGAAGACGGGUCGUUCGACUACAGCGAUGAAGACAACAAGCCCCUGCCCAACAGCCAGACCUCCCUGGACGGCACGAUAAAGCAGCAGGAGAGCGACGAUAGCUUGGUGGACUAUGGAGAGGGGGGAGAAGGGCAGUUUAACGAGGACGGCUCCUUUAUCGGCCAGUACACGGUGAAGAAGGACAAAGAGGAGACUGAAGGCAAUGAGAGCUCGGAAGCCACCUCCCCAGUCAAUGCUAUUUACUCGUUGGCAUAGCGCAAUGCACUGAACCCACAAAGAGCUGGAGGUGUUUGUAGUGGAUGGGGGUUAAACAACAGCCGCCGCCGCCUCCAACAGCAACGUGUGAAUGAAGCAACCAACAAUGAUAAGAAAAAACACAAAAAAAAUAGGAAA